Messenger RNA from Cuscuta epithymum, 2679 nucleotides. The record is from the annotation of a GenBank genome assembly. NCBI's taxonomy places the organism in Eukaryota, Viridiplantae, Streptophyta, Magnoliopsida, Solanales, Convolvulaceae.
GCUUUCAUUCUUCUUCUUAGAAACAAAUAACAUGGAUAAAGUAGAGACGUAGGAGCACAUCGAAGGUAAUCCAUGGACAACGACAACGUAAUACCUGCAGAUGUAGAUCUUUUCUUUGAGGAGACGCCUAAAUUAGGCCAAGAGUUUCAUUCGCUAGAUGAUGCUCAGGUUUUUUAUAAUGCAUAUGCAAAGUUGCUUGGGUUUGGUACUAAAAUAAAAAACUCAACUGUUAACAAAGCUGGAGUCAUAACAUGGAGAGCCUUUACAUGCUCUAAAGAAGGCUGGACAAAUGUGUCUUUGCGGAAGACUAAUAAAAUUGUCUUUGAAAGAAAUAGGGGCCACUCUAGGUGUGGGUGUCCUGCUAAGAUGCAUGUUUCGAGGAAUCGACAAAGCAAUUUAUGGACCGUGACAGGAUUUGAGAAGAUCCAUAAUCAUGACCUUGUUAGUCCGAGUAAGAUACAUUUGAUUCGUUCUCACCGAGAAGUGUCAUCUUCGAAGAGAAUAUUGAUGAAUGAGUGGGGAGAUGCAAAUAUUGAGACACAUACUCAAAUUCGAUUGUUGGAGAACGAAGCUGGAGGUCUAUCUACGAUGGGUUGCACAGAGACUGAUAUAUAUAAUUACAGUGCAUCAUUGAAAUCCAAAUUUAAUGGGAUUGAUGUGAAAACAAUGAUUCAUGGAUUUCAGACUGAAAAGCAAAGGAAUUGUGACUUUGUUUACAAUUAUGAAAUUGAUAGUCAAAAGGUUCUUACUAGAUGCUUUUGGGCCGAUAGUGAUAGUAGGAAUGCAUACUUAUUUUUCGGUGAAGUGGUUGUAUUUGAUACAACAUUCAAUACAAACAAGUAUGGCUUCUAUCUUGCUCCCAUCGUUGGUGUUAAUCAUCAUCGUCAAACUACUGUUUUCGGUUGUGGUCUGCUAAGUGAUCAGUCGACAGAGUCAUUUUCUUGGCUACUAUCAAAAUUCUUGGAAGCUAUGGGUCAUAGACCCCAUCCAAAAGUAAUAAUAACUGAUCAAGAUGCCGCUAUAGCUCGAGCAGUGGGUAAUGUUUUUCCAAAUGUAUCGCAUCAUCAUUGUUUGUGGCACAUACUUAAAAAAUUCCCAGAAAAGAUGAAUGUCUCUAGCUCAUCUUAUACUGAACUCCAUAAAGAUUUAGUGGAUAUUAUAAUGAGUUCAGAGAGCACAAGUGAUUUUGAGCAACAGUGGACUGCCAAACUCUUGUUGCCAGAGUUGAAUGAUAAUAAUUGGCUUGCUGAUAUAUAUGAAAUUCGAGCAAAAUGGGUCCCUUGUUUUGUGAAACAUAUUUUUUGUGCGGGAAUGCUAAGUAGUCAGCGUGUCGAAAGCACACAUGCUUUUUUUAAAAAGUAUGUUAACAAGAAGUGCACCUUGAGCCAGUGUGUGACACGUAUUACUCGGGCUAUUGUGAGACAGAGGCAUAGAGAGCUUAUUGCUGAUCACCGCGACCGUAAUGAAGUUCCUCAGAUAAAUUCAAGCUAUUUAAUGGAACGACAAAUGGCGAAAAUAUACACAAAGGCAAUAUUUUGUAAGUUCCAGAAAGAAUUCGACAAGUGUGCUCUUUACACUUCUCACAACAGAUUCAGCCCACUUUUAAAAGAUAAGUACUCUUUAAUUUUUAAUUUUUAUAUUAUUUAUAUUUAUUUAAAUCACUUUUUGUCGGGCGAAUGUCGCACUAUCACGCACUUAUGAUCAAAUGCCUAGUAGAGUGUGGCUUGAGACCCAUCACUAGGAUUUAAAACCCUAACCAAGAUCAGGCACAAAGCCCCGACCAAGUCGGGCGUGAAGACAAAGCCCCGACCAAGUCGGACAUGAAGACCGGUCUUAGUCAUUCCUCGAGUGGCGACCGUUGCUUAAGAAUGACUCACACAUCCAUUCUACUAAGUAUUUUAUCAUUACAUUAACAAUUCACAUCUCCACUUGUUUCAAGUGACGAACUCCCGAUCGGAAGCAUAAAUCCCAAGAAAAAAAAUUAUAUGUAUGUUAAAUGUGUAGGUACAAAGAUGACUUUACUCAUUUUCACCUCAUCUCCACACUCCUCAAGGAGUGCGGGACUGGGGGACUGAGAGGUCAAAGUUUCUAGAUGAGCAGAAAAUAUUACGCAUGAGCAGGAACGAGAGCUGAGUCAGUUGAAGAGGAGCUGAGCUAGAUUGAUUAUGCCGGAGGGGACUUACCUUCCUUGUUUCAUGUUGGGGGCGCUAGGUGUACUCUUUUUCCCUUUAUUAGGAUUUUUCCCAUUGAGUUUUUUCCUAGUAAAGGUUUUUAACGAGGCACCUCCCCAUCAUUGACAAGGGUGGUGGUCCCCCGGCCAAAGAGGAAGAAACCGAAGACAGAAGAACAUUGCAGAUACAAUUUGGACUACUCCCUUUCGCCUCGAGUACUCUCGACGCAGGGAGUGGGGGACUCCGGAUGGAGUAUAUGGACUCCGACCCCCCGUUAUGCCGACUACUGGGCCUGGACAGCGGCCCACACACGUUUGACGGAUUCAUAUUAUUGUACAUUAUUAUUCAAAUGUUCUAGAUUAGCUUUUUAUACUAUCAGUCCAUUUAUGUAACCGGGUCUGUCAGGACCGUAUUAGAGGCCCAGACCUGGAUUUUCCCUAGAUAUACUCCUUAUAGGAGGCUUGUAAACUGACAACUCAAGAACUCAUAGUUAAUACACAAUACACAU